UGUGGCUUUCUUCUCGUCUAGGAACGACCAUAAUCGCUUCAUUUCGAUUGGUUUCCAUCAAUCAGUGAAGUCUGUAGAGCUCGUAUCAAUUUUUUGUCCAAGUAUUUGCCGCUAUGGAAACAUUAGUAGCUUGGUCAUUUUAUUGUCCGACAGUGCUUUCUUCUCAAGUAAAAAUUUCCUCUCAAAGGUUUCCUCGCAAGUGUCCAAGUUGCUCUUAUGGAGGUUGCAUAUUGCGCCGCCGAGUUACCUGGAAAGUAACCAAGAACUCGUCUCACUCUGGAAUAAGUUUAGGAGAAACACGCAGUUGUGUAAUUUGCGAAAGUGAUAUUUAUUGUAAAACAGAAAUUGGUCGCCCGAAGCCCUCAGUAACCGGAAAGCCUGGAAAGCUGGACUUCUCGAAAGGAGGAUCAGAAGCGGGUCAAGCUCAAAGAGAAAGAGGAGGUGUUGCAGUCAAAGUUAAACCCAAACGUAAAACCAAAAAGGAGAAAAAAGGAAGAGUUGGAACACAAUUGGCGCGUUUUGUUGCAUAACGAUGAUAUUCAUACAUUCGACUACGUCAUAACAGCUAUUGUAAGUGUCGUAAAGACCGUGUCUAGAAAGAAAGCACAUAGAGUGACUAUGGAAGCUCACAGCUGUGGCGUUUCAACAGUAACUACCACGUGGAAGCAACUGGCAGAAGAGUACUGCUUAGGUUUGCAGAGAUACGGCUUGACCACUUCUAUUGCACCAGAUAGCUUAUUCAAGCCAUAACCAAAUAAAAUGUUUUGGGAUAUUCAAACUUGAACUAUUUCGAGACAUUUUUCAACUUUUUGUUUAGAAAAUGCGAAAUUUCUAA
This is a messenger RNA of Galdieria sulphuraria, 835 nucleotides long. RefSeq lists its product as uncharacterized. NCBI's taxonomy places the organism in Eukaryota, Rhodophyta, Bangiophyceae, Galdieriales, Galdieriaceae. The transcript has a single exon. Bases 114 to 530 code for a protein of 138 amino acids. The record is from RefSeq and is a predicted model, not a curated record.